CACAUCAUUGAUCACAUUCUUAAAGGUGGAAUUCUUUUUCAUCGUUCGUCAGUCCAAUUUUAAUUCCGAGACGAGCGUUGCAGUUGUACGCCAUCCUACUUACACAGACUUUCCACAUUGUGAAUUAAGCAUGGCUUUGGACGGAUGUGGCCUUGUUUGCAAAUAUAUCCUCAUCCUCUUCAACGUUAUUUUUGCGAUCUUGGGCUUUGUCUUGUUGGGCCUGGGCCUGUGGCUGAGGUUCAGUAGCAACACCAGCCCAAUAUUUGAUAUAGAUGGCUCCAGCACAUUUGUUUAUGGUGUGAUAAUACUGAUCCUGCUUGGCACAGUCAUGCUGAUCUUGGUUACGAUUGGAGACUACGGGGCCUGCAGUGAGAAGAAAUGUGCUCUCCAAUUGUCCUCUGUUCUCUUGUCCAUCCUGGCGAUUGCAUUGGUUGGUGUCGGAGUGGUUGCUUACACCCAGAGGCAAGAGGUUGGGAUGAGGGUUGCGGAAUUCUACACUAGCAUCUACACUCUGUUUGCAGCCACUGGAGACGCCGGCCUCGGUGUCACAUUACUCUUCGUUCAUGAGAUGCUUCAUUGCUGCGGUGUGACAGGCAUCACCUUGUUGGAGGUUGUAAAAGAGACUUGCCCUCAGCCUCAAGGCUUCUUCGAGAACAUCGCCAUGUCUACAUGUCCUGGGGCUAUCACUGAUUUCUUCACCAGUAGUGCACCAAGGGUGAUGGCCAUCUUCUUUGGAACAGGAGCUCUUUUGUUCAUUGCUCUAAUAUGCAGCAUCAUCCUCAAAGCCAAGCUGAAUGAGUCGAGCUCUCCAUCUCCUCAGUACAUCAUCUUGACCAACGCGUCUCCAUCCCUGCCUAACUUGUCCCAGUAUCAACUUGACUCUGACCAAGACCCAAUCGUUUUCCCUCCUCUCACAUUGGCCAACACUACUGUGGUCCAGACUUAGUCUACUCCCAUUCUUUUUUUUUUUUUUUAAACCUAAUUCCAUAAUUCAAAACUUCAUCACACACUUUUUGGCUCUCACCAUGACUGCUUCUUUCCCUUUGGCUUUAAUUUCCACUCUACUUUCUGUGUCUAUAUUAUAGAUCACUGCCCUGGUGUGCACCAUUAUCCUCUUGAAACAGAUCAAGAGAAACCUGAUGGCCCACGCUGCCCACUACUCUGCUGUUUAUUAGGUGGUGGGAUUCCUCUUUCAUUUCUAAGCUAAUUUCAAAAUGUCAACGCCACGUGUGCUCUUAUACGUGUUUCAAUAUUAUUAUAUGCAAGCGUUCGCCUUGAAUAAUCAUUUGUCGCGUUAAUAUGGGAUUUACAUUUCGGGUAACACAGGGAAGCUAACAGUUGAAACGAUGUUUAACCAUUUAAACACGAUGGAAAAUGUCAAAUUUAAUUUGAAAAGAAACUUACUGUAAUAAGAGCCAUUCCUUUGUUGAAAUUUUAGUUUAUAUACAAGUAUGUAACUUUAAUAAUUGUGUCACACUGAACAUUUUUCUGUCAAAUUUGCUAAGUCUUUUAUAGUAGUUAGUAAAGUUAUUUUAUUUGUGUAACCUGCAAUUUUUAGGUACAAACUAAAAUGGUUGGAUUUUGUUGAAGGUCAAAUUUUACAGACCUUGCUAGCGACAUUUCAGUUACAUUUUCUUCUUUUGGGGACCCAAAAGACUCGCUGCUGUUCAAUGCCUUAGAUGAGUGCUUUUGUUUUAGAAACUUUGUUUUGCACUAUAUUGUAGAGACCAUGUUUAUCUUAAAAAAAAUAAACAGUUUGUAAUA
Molecule: messenger RNA, 1764 nt
Organism: Syngnathus acus (greater pipefish)
Lineage: Eukaryota; Metazoa; Chordata; Actinopteri; Syngnathiformes; Syngnathidae
Product: CD81 antigen-like
Exons: 9
Coding region: 131-946 (271 amino acids)
Cellular component (GO): membrane
Source: RefSeq, a predicted model, not a curated record